UCCCAACUUUUCAUCUUUUUUUUUCUUCUAUUUCUCUAUCUUUGCAUCUUCUCUCUCGCCUCUUCUUCGUCUCCGGACUCGGUUCUCUGAAUUUCUUCUACUUGAACUAUUCAUUAAUCAUUCCCCCUCGUCUCUUUUAUAGUAAUGCGGAAAGCAGAGUAAAAUCGGGUACUCAAGAGGAGAGAUAAGAUGUUGACGGAAGCGAACAGCAUGUCGCGGUCUAAAACUGGUAAUGCCGCACAUUCUGAUCCAAACAUUCCUACUCCCCCUAACGAAGAGGAAUUCGCCGCCCGCAACAGCAGCGAGUCCGGGACAAGCCCCGGUUACUACGACAACCCAAUCAGCGCAGAUAGCUCUCCCAUGAUCAUGUCCCCAUGGAAUCAGGCUUCUCCUCUCGCCAAGUCUCCAUGGUCCAGAUCCUCUCCUGUUAGUCCCUUCGAUGAGAAUUUCCCUCCCAACGGUCUAAUCGGAUCCCUCGUCCGCGAAGAAGGCCACAUAUACUCUCUGGCCGCUACCGGCGACUUACUCUAUACUGGAUCUGACAGCAAGAACAUUCGCGUCUGGAAAAACCAGAAGGAAUUCUCCUGCUUCAAAUCUACCAGUGGAUUAGUUAAAGCCAUUAUAAUCUCCGGCGAUAAGAUUUUUACCGGUCACCAGGACGGUAAGAUUCGAGUCUGGAAGGUGUCCCCCAAGAAUCCCAGCGUUCACAAACGCGUCGGAACUCUCCCCACUCUGAAGGACUUCAUCAAGAGCUCGCUCAACCCCAGCAAUUACGUCGAAGUGAGGCGUAAUAAGAACGGACUCUGGAUCAAGCAUUUCGACGCCAUUUCCUGUCUGAGCUUGAACGAGGAUCAAGGAAUUCUCUACUCGGCUUCUUGGGAUAAAACCAUCAAAGUGUGGAGGAUUUCAGAUUCCAAAUGCUUGGAGUCCAUCAUCGCACACGACGACGCGGUUAACUCGGUCGUUGCCGGCUUCGAGGGUUUAGUCUUCACUGGAUCGGCUGACGGCACCGUCAAAGUUUGGCGGAGAGAGCAACAAGGCAAAGGGACAAAACACGUGCUUAUGGAGACGUUGCUGAAACAAGAAUGCGCGGUAACGGCAUUAGCCGUUAAUCCGUCAAUGACCGUCAUAUACUGCGGUUCGUCGGACGGACUCGUCAACUUCUGGGAGCGUGAGAAACAACUCGCUCACGGUGGAGUGCUUAAAGGCCAUAAGAUGGCCGUCCUGUGUUUGGCAGCCGCCGGGAACCUUGUUUUCACCGGGUCUGCUGACAAGACGAUCUGCGUGUGGAGGAGGGAGAGUGGAGUUCACACGUGUCUGUCGGUGCUAACGGGACACAAUGGCCCUGUUAAGUGCCUUGCUGUCGAAGUCGAUCGUGAAUCAACGGCUGGCGAUCAACGUUGGAUCGUUUACAGUGGCAGCCUCGACAAAUCGGUGAAGGUUUGGCAGGUUUCCGAUCAGCCACCGGAUUUACAUCAAAUGGCGGCCAUCCAGCAGCACAUGUCCGAGAAUUUUGCUCAUUCGGAGUCCUUACCGUCGACACAGUAACGUGGGACUCGGACUCGGAAGCGAGAGCAGUCGUCGGGGGCCGAACCCGAACCGAAUCGUUGGUAUUAUUUCGUUACAUACACUUGCCACGUGGCAAAUAUUCAUGAAUAGCUAGUGAAUCAAUGAAAAGAAGCGUAUCCUAAAAAUGGCGGACCGCACUCCGCAGCAGAGGCGAUUCUUUUACCUGUUACAUUAAUUACUGUUCCAUUGACACGUGUCGUAGAAGGCCUUUCGCACGCAGUAGAUAUCAACUCGUACAAAAGCGGCCUCAAUUUGACGAUACGUGACACGAGAAGGAAGGGUGAGAGUUCGAUGGAAAACAUAUAUUCUUUUUUUUUUUCUAUUUGUUAAUAUUAUUUUAAAAAUUUAAAUAUGAAUAUAAUGAUGCCGGUUUAAAAUUGUUAAGAAAAUGAAAGUGAAGGAGUGCUGAGAAUGAUGAUGGGCCGGGGGAAUUUUUAAAUAAGAAUUUAUUUCCUUGAUAAACUGUGGAAAAAUGUAAUAUUUGUAUUUUUUUUUUCAUUUUUUUCUGUUUUCUUCUCAAGGAUUGAGGAGGAUGCUGUAUACGAGUUGGAUUUGUUUGCAUUUAUGGAAUUGUAUUGUAUAGUCAAAACUCUUGUCCAUAUUAUGAAUACAAUCAGAAUAUAUAAGAACUUUGGCUUA
This is a messenger RNA of Nelumbo nucifera (sacred lotus), 2208 nucleotides long. RefSeq names its product protein JINGUBANG. Gene Ontology annotation, molecular function: protein binding. The record is from RefSeq and is a predicted model, not a curated record. Lineage: Eukaryota; Viridiplantae; Streptophyta; Magnoliopsida; Proteales; Nelumbonaceae.